Nymphalis io (European peacock) is the source of this 1282-nucleotide messenger RNA. RefSeq names its product zinc finger HIT domain-containing protein 2. Bases 133 to 1245 code for a protein of 370 amino acids. The transcript is spliced from 4 exons. The record is from RefSeq and is a predicted model, not a curated record. Lineage: Eukaryota; Metazoa; Arthropoda; Insecta; Lepidoptera; Nymphalidae.
UAUACAUUGUCAAGUUACAUUAAUUUUCGGCUUUGCAUAAAAUAUUAAAUAGACAUUUUAUAUAUUUUUAAACAAUAAACUUCACCUAAAUCCAGUUUUGUGAAAUAUAAUAGUUCGCAAAAUUAGUGUGUAAUGUCGAAGGAAUCUACUGAAUCAAAACAAACAAGGUUAUGUGGAUUAUGCGAUGAUAAACCAAGUAAAUACUGCUGUCCACGGUGCGAAAUUUUCUACUGCUCACUCGACUGCUACAAAUCAGAAAAACACGAAGGAUGCUCGGAAAGUUUUUACAGAGAAUGCGUUAAUGAAGAGUUAGCGUCAUAUCAAGUUGGUGAUGAUGCUAAAACCAAAAUGAUUGACAUUUUGAAAAAAAUGCACGAGAAUGAAGAUGAUCACGUAGAUGAAAUUGAAAAUGUCGAAGAAAUAGACUCGGAUGACGGUUCUGAGAUAGAUUUGCAUACUAGGAUUCAAGACUUAAACUUAGACGAUCCAGAUGCUCUUUGGAAUGCAUUAACAGAAGACGAGAGAAAUGAUUUUGAAGCCAUGCUUAAUCAAGGUGAUGUUGGCACUUUAAUACCUCAAUGGGAGCCAUGGUGGUUAUUUACAAAAGAAAAAAAACUUAUAGACGAUGUAAAAGAAUCAAAUGAAGAAACAGAAGCAUUAAAAAAAUGCCCUGAAAUAAAGUCUGUACCAAAGUUCACUUCACUCACUACGGUCAAACCAUCGCCAGCUAUAAGAUUUAACAUGGCAAAUAUAGUAGCUUCAUAUGCCUUCAUCAUGAGAUAUUUUAAUGGUGAAAUAGAACCAAUGGAAGCUGGAUCUUAUUUACUAGAAAUUUGUACUAAUUUAAAUUCGAAUAAUAACUUUGAUGAUCCUGAAUCGGCGGUUGAAUCAGUAGCACAGAGGUGUCUACAGAGUGAAUUAAUACAAACGGACGAAGCAAGUUUAGAUGUAAUGAGAAAUGACACAUUACAAAUAUUACAAGGGCCGAGUGAAGAAAAUAAAUUGCAUUACACUAAAGCAACUUUCUCUCAUGUAAUUCAAAUAUUUACGGAUACAAAAUCACUAUGUAGAAGAAAUAAGAUGGACUUAAAAGAUAAUAGCAAUAAUAAAGGAAUGUUUUCUAGAAAAUUCCCUGAACAUAAUAAAAAUCAUUUACCUAAUAUAGACAUAAGCAAAGUUAAGAAAGUUAUUAAGAAGUUGGAAUAUUAUUUAUCAUUUUUAGACAGCUGUGAUAAUCAAGUAUGAUUUGUUUAUAUUUUGUAAAAUAAAGAUAUUUUAAUAA